GGACGCCUGCCAGCUCCUCCCACCUCAUGGGCUGGCGCAGGUGAGGUCACGGCCACCUGGAUCUUUAUAGGGGUGGCACUUGCGCCCCUGAGUGUGCGAGACCCAGGUCCAGUUAUCAGCUCCGAUCCCAGCCGAAGCUGCGUCUCAGGAUGAGUGCCCCCUGGCUGCUGGGAGCACUGUGGGCCUUGGCCGGGGUGCUGCAGUGUGCUGAGACAACUCCACACUUGCGAAUAGCUGCCUUCAACAUCCAGACUUUCGGGGAGACCAAGAUGUCCAAUGCCACUCUCUCUCACUACAUUGUGCAGGUGGUGAGUCGCUAUGAUCUCGUCCUGGUGCAGGAGGUCAGGGACAGCCACCUGACGGCUGUGGGGAAGCUGCUGGAUCUCCUGAACGAAUUUGAGCCGAACAACUACCACUUUGUGGUGAGCGAGCCGCUGGGGCGCAGCACUUACAAGGAGCGUUACCUCUUCUUGUUCAGGCCGUCAGAAGUGUCUGUGCUGGACAGCUACCAGUAUGACGAUGGCUGCGAGCCCUGUGGGAAUGACACCUUUGCCCGGGAGCCCACUGUGGUCAAGGUCUCUGUGCCCAGCUCAAAGGCCAGGGAGUUUGCCAUCGUCCCUCUGCACUCGGCUCCGCUGGAUGCAGUGACGGAGAUUGAUGCGCUCUAUGACGUCUACCUGGAUGUCCAGAGGAGGUGGGGCCUAGAGAAUGUCAUCCUGAUGGGUGACUUCAAUGCCGGCUGCAGCUACGUGAGCCCCUCCCAGUGGGGGAGCAUCCGCCUGCGCACCAGCCCCAUGUUCCAGUGGCUGAUCCCUGACUCGGCGGACACCACGGUCAAGUCCACGCAUUGUCCCUAUGACAGGAUUGUGGUUGCUGGAGAAGAACUCCAGGACGCUGUUGUUCCCAGCUCGGCCCAGCCCUUUGACUUCCAAGCUGCAUACGGCCUGAGUGAUCAGUUGGCCCAAGCCAUCAGUGACCACUAUCCCGUCGAGAUACAGCUGCUGCGGCCAAACUGAUGGGAGUGUGGACCCCAGGCCUUAUCCCUCCCAUCCCAGCACACAGGACAUUUAGAUUGAAAAAUCACUUUUAAUGGAGGUAAAUAAACUCAAGGUGGAGGGCUCAACACUA
This is a messenger RNA of Echinops telfairi (small Madagascar hedgehog), 1128 nucleotides long. It is a transcript of the gene DNASE1, whose product is annotated as deoxyribonuclease 1. The transcript has 9 exons. The coding region runs from base 150 to 1016 and encodes 288 amino acids. NCBI's taxonomy places the organism in Eukaryota, Metazoa, Chordata, Mammalia, Afrosoricida, Tenrecidae. Gene Ontology annotation, molecular function: DNA nuclease activity. The record is from RefSeq and is a predicted model, not a curated record. Gene Ontology annotation, cellular component: nucleus. Gene Ontology annotation, biological process: DNA catabolic process.